Messenger RNA from Coturnix japonica (Japanese quail), 4088 nucleotides. RefSeq names its product HIV-1 Tat specific factor 1 (gene HTATSF1). NCBI's taxonomy places the organism in Eukaryota, Metazoa, Chordata, Aves, Galliformes, Phasianidae. Gene Ontology annotation, cellular component: U2 snRNP; U2-type spliceosomal complex. The record is from RefSeq and is a predicted model, not a curated record. Gene Ontology annotation, molecular function: RNA binding. Gene Ontology annotation, biological process: mRNA splicing, via spliceosome.
CAUUGUUGUAAGUGUGCUUUCAUCCCGUGAGUGAAGCGGCCGCAGCUCCCACACUCUAUCAGCUCAGGCAGGUCUAUUGCCCACAGCAGCCCUCACUACCUCCGCCUGAGGCGCCAUAACUACCACAACACCCGCCCCAUAACACACAGGCCCCACCUCUUCCUGACAUGAAGGAAGCGCGGGUUGGGGGCUGGUUCCGCUUCUGCGCGCUGUGAGGUGCGGGCGUCGGUCCCGGGCGGUGCGGGGCUGACUGUGCGGUGUGUGUCUGCGGGUCCCCGCGGGUCCCUGCGCGCUCCCGGCCCCGCCGCUCUGAGGGGCGGUACCUCGGUGGGCGAGUAGGCCCGAGCGUGUAGGCCCGGAGCGGCCCCUGCCUUCCCUCUCAGCGCUUAGGCCCGCCGACCGGGCCAGGAUGAGCGGAGAGGACGGCAAUGAGGAGUUCUACCGGCAGCUGCAGCUCCAACAGCAGUACGAGACCGAGCGCGGCGGGGAGGGAGAGGCCGACCCCUUCACCUACGUGGAUCCGGCCGAUGGAGCCGCCUACGAGUGGGAUCGGGAGAAGAAGGCCUGGUUCCCCAAGAUAACAGAAGAUUUCCUGGCAACGUAUCAUGCUAACUAUGGCUUCAAUGCAGACGAAACGGAUAGUUCAUCUGCUUCUGGAACAGCAUCUGAAAAUAAGUUACCACUAAGUUCUAAGACAUCAGAAACACAACCGUCAGCGAAUGAGAAAGGACCAAAGCAAACAGAUCCAAAACAAAAACCAGAAAAACGGAAACUAGAGCCAGGAUGGUUUCAUGUUGAAGAAGACAGAAACACAAAUGUUUAUGUGACCGGUUUACCACCAGACAUUACAAAAGAUGAAUUUGUUCAAGUCAUGUCCAAAGGUGGUAUCAUUAUGCGAGAUCCUCAGACAGAAGAGCACAAAAUCAAACUUUACAAAGAUAAAGAAGGAAAUCUCAAAGGAGACGGCCUCUGCUGCUAUCUAAAGAGAGAAUCAGUUCAACUUGCUUUGAGGCUUCUGGAUGAGGCAGAAAUCAGAGGCUAUAAAUUGCAUGUUGAAGUUGCAAAGUUUCAACUCAAGGGGGAGUACGAUGCAAGCAAGAAGAAGAAGAAAUGUAAAGACUACAAGAAGAAAUUGUCUCAACAGCAGAAACAGCUGGAUUGGAGGCCUGAGAAGAAAGAUGGCGCAGCUCGAAUGCGGCAUGAACGCAUCGUUAUUAUCAGGAAUAUGUUUCACCCAAAGGACUUUGAGGAUGAUCCCUUAGUGCUAAAUGAGAUAAGGGAAGACCUACGGACAGAAUGUGAAAAGUUUGGUCAAGUAAAGAAGGUUCUCAUAUUUGAUCGGCAUCCUGACGGCGUAGCUUCUGUGUCAUUUAAGGAGGCGACAGAAGCUGAUCUGUGCAAGCUAACUCUGAAUGGAAGGUGGUUUGGUGGCCGUCAGCUCAGUGCUGAAACGUGGGAUGGUGUAACAGAUUAUCAGGUGGAGGAGACUGCAAGAGAAAGGGAAGAAAGGCUGAAGGUGUGGGGAUCGUUUUUAGAGGAUCCUGAUGCAAAGGAGCAGCAAACUACGUCUGAUUCAGAUUCCACAACGAGUAGCAUUAAAAUCCCUGAAAGCAGCCAACCUUCAAAAGUUAAUGACACAUCCAAGGAGGAUGUAAAUGAUGAAGGCCAUAAGAAGGAGAAUAAUGGUGAGGGCAUUAACGAAGAUGGUGCUCCAUCCACAGACAGCAGCCUUGCAGGCAGUGAUGCUGAAGCAGAUACAUAACGUUUCCAUUGCUUUAUGAAAGAGUGGUUUUUAGAGUGAUGAGUUUAUCCCUUACUUUCAGGGUUACUGCAGACAACAUUCAUGUGAAUAUAUGCAUUAUUAGAAAUGUCAUCAACUGUGUGCUUUAAAUUUUCAUGAAAAGCAGUAUUUAAUGAGGUUCUAAAAGUUUGUAUUAAUUGGCUGUUCAGUUAAAGUAACUCAAGUUGCCAAGAAUAACAGCAAGCUCAUCAGGCUUCUUUUGUUCUAUCUAUGCUUAUCAAUGUUUCAUUGUAAGUGUGAAAUAUGUUCCAACCCUUAAGUUCAUGUAACUAUGUGUAACUUAAAAAAUGCAAAGCUAUUUCAAGUUUUGUGGAUUUUGUCAUUAUUUUUCCUUGUAACUUGGUAUCUUAUCCUUAAAAUUAUUCUCGGCCUGAAUGCUUCUCAUCAUUUUAUGGGAUGGAUGCUGUGAUAAGUGCAGGGUGAAUGCAUCAGAUAUGUUGCUAUAUGUUAAGAAGCAAAUAAUAGGUGGGUAAAGACUUGCAAACUUGAAGUGGAAAACAAUUUCUAUUUCAGUGGAGAGCAAACUGAGUGAAGAUAGGUGGCUGAAUCACGGCAUUCAAUAAAUUAUUCUUUUUCCCUUGUUUAGAUCUUCUUUAGGGGCUGGAAUUAAAGAGACUAGGAAUGCAUGAGCACACACAUUCUAGACUAUAAUGAAGUAAAACUGAUUUUAAACUCCCAUGGGCUGUAUGCAGUAGGUAGGCUUUUGUUUGUUGACUUGGCUUUAAUUUUUGUUUUAAUAUUAGAGGCAGGGUUUUCUUUUAACUCUGUUAGAAUGAUUUCUCUUCAGCAUUUUGGUUUAGCCUUCAGUUGCGCUUUAAAGGGUGGUGGAGAGAUCUCUUAUUUCAUAAAGCCUAAAAGUAUUUGGCAACUUGAACUAAAAUUGGUUGUGUACAUGUUAGACUACUUGAACACACGCUUUCAAAGAACAUUAUAUUUCCCAAAACAAAGAUUUAGACCUUCUAUCUUUAGAUACCUUAAUAAGCAGUAGGCUUUAAAAAUAACCUUGGGGGGAGCCAUUUUGAUCAUGAUCAUUUUUCAUUUUGAAAUCCCAUUAUUUUGAUUGCUAAGAAUAUGAGCAUACAGAUUCAGGCACUAAAUGCUUAAAAUAUUGGUGCUAAAUACAUAGCACCUUGUUCAUAUGGAUUUCUGCUAGUGCACAUUUGUAAGGACGCUCUUUAAUCUGCACAUUUUUUAAUUCAUAUUGGAUUGUGAGGAAACCAUAGACAUUAAUUGUAGGUGUAUUUCCAUCCUGAAGUAUUCAGAAUACUCUGAAAGUCGGUAUUUUCAAACUGUGCUCUGAGAUUGCCAUCUCUUUAUGGUACCCUGAGGUUUUUAUGUGUAACCAGUAUGUGUGGGUAGUUAGAGCAGCCAAGCCAUCUAACCUUUAACACUUGUCAUUGUGACUACAUUAUAUCCUUUUGUGACAAAAUACCUGUUAUUUGAACAAGCGCGAUGGUUUGAGUUUAAAAAUCCAGAAGCCUGUUACAAGUUGGCAUGACAGAUUUCCAGAUUUAAUGAGAUGUGUGGUAAAGCAGAACUCUAAACUCUUGUUGUCUAAGUAAGGCCGCCUUCUCAUAUUCACAACCAUGUGAAUGAUGGGUUUAAACAAAAAAAAAACCAACAAAGUUUGGACAGUUCAGGGAAUCUGAAAUACUGCUUGGUUUGCAGCUACCCAUUGGUGGCAUAUUUGCGUUGCAUCUUGGGGUUGUAUUGGUUCUGCCUGGGAUUUUGGUUGGUAGCACUGCAGACCUCUGAGGGUUUAGAGCUUUGUCACAAGAAGAGUGUAAUUAAACAUUGUGAGUUUUGCUUUCAGCGCUCUUUUUAUCUUCCAGCUUGUAAGCUUCUCUAGCAUUAGAUUUGUUAGGCUGUUGUGUUUUGUUUGCUUUUCUUAAGAGGCUGUUCAUACAACACUCAAGACAGUGAAAUCACCUGUUCUACAACAGGAUUGCAAUUGACAUAGGGAAACUUUUCUCAAAUGUAUAAAUAUUGUACAGUUCUAUGAGGACUUCUCAUCAAAUGUAAAAAAACAAACUAAGAGUAGUGUUAGUGUUUGAGAGAAGUUCUUAGAAAAUAAAGAAACGUUACUUGUGCAGUAACCUUCCUCUCUGCAAUAGAUAUUCAAACUUGAUUGGCUUGUUUGAGAAGUCCAACGUGAUGUUAUUUGCUUCAUGUUUUUCUCUAGACUUCACACUGAAGUAGAGCACUGACAAAGACUGAGACUGAAUGCUUUACUGGCUUUCCUAUAAAGUAGGAUUCUUAAGAGAAAAUAAAAGCUGUUUUUCCAUGA